AUGGCGGCAAUCUUGGACCCCUCCAGCUCGACCGCAACCACGAUUACUCUUCGCAAACGCAAACACCGCGACUCUCUUGUGCUACAUCUGUCUUCCCCUUCUCCGAGCUGUGAGAAUGACCCUACAUGCACCGAGUCCGAGUAUGAUCCUGGACAGACCUCAGACGUCCCUCUCGCAACGCUUCGUCUAGAAACGCCGAAAGGCCAAAGGCGCCACGCAUGCAGCUUCGACGGGUGUACGAAGUCAUACUCAAAGCCGUCCAGACUAGCUGAGCAUGAGCGCUCGCAUACUGGAGACCGACCAUUUGUGUGCACAGUUUGCAAUAAAUCUUAUCUGCGCGAGACCCACCUCCAGGCGCACGCGCGGACACACCUACCCAGUUCUGCCAGACCCGUUGCCUGUGAGGAAGCGGGCUGUGGGAAGCGGUUCUGGACAUCCCAGCAUCUCCGAGUACAUAGCGAGCUCCAUAAUGGCGAGAAGCCCUUCAAGUGCAAUGAGGUUGAAUGUGGGGCCGCUUUCCUGAAACACCACCAACUCCGAGAACACAUAUCCAAGGCGCAUGCCCCACCUGGAACCAAACCUUAUCGCUGCCAACAACCGGACUGCACGAAGUCGUUUACUACGAACCAGAAAUUGACCGCGCAUGCGAAAACGCACGAUGCUAAACGCUACACUUGCGUUCACAAAUCCUGUCUUCCCAUCGAGGGUGUAGAGCCAGUAUAUUACCCGACAUGGUCGGCGUUGCAGCAUCACGCGCGCACCGCACACCCUCCAACAUGCCCACAUCCUUCGUGCAACGACAAAACGUUCUCGCAACAGAAGGGUCUUCGUGCACACCUCAAAAUCCACGCCCAACGUGACCAAGAGGGCGACUUGGACGACGCCGUCGGAGGCUGCGAGUCCGAAGGCGAGGAACGUCCGCGUAAACGGCGGCGCGGCGGGGAAGUCGGGAGAGAUUGGGUAUGCGAUGUCGAUGGGUGUUCGAAGGACUUCAAAUCCAAAAAGGCGCUGACGACACACCACAACAUCGCGCAUCUCGGACGACGAGACUUUGUCUGCCCGCACGCGCAAUGUGGACGCGCUUUUGGGUACAAGCACCUGCUGCAGCGACAUCUCACUAAGCUCCACGCCCCUGAUAGCUCCUCCGAGUCGGCGGAAGAGAGCGGCAACGGCUCAGGCUCAGGCUCGGAAAGCGAGUCCCACGUCGACGAACCCUCAAACUCUAGAGACGGCAUGGAGAUCGAUUUCAUCACAGGAAGCGCGUAUGCUGCUCGUGCCCAGGAAUCGAUCAAGCAGGCUACCAAGCUGCAAUGUCCGUUUCCGCACCUACCCUCGCUUUUGUCCCCGAAGGAAGCGACCGAGGAAGACGGACGCUUGGUUCCCAUGGCAUUGAGCAGCAAGAGACAGACUACCUGCCAGUACGUCUUCAGCCGUGCGUACGACCUGCGCCGGCAUCUUCGCGCCGAGCAUGACAUCAGUAGCGAGAGGGAGAAGGUGGAUGAGUGGGUACGUCUCCAGAAGGCUAGGGCUGCUGUCCACUGUGCUUUGUAA
This is a messenger RNA of Trametes versicolor FP-101664 SS1, 1551 nucleotides long. RefSeq lists its product as uncharacterized. Gene Ontology annotation, cellular component: transcription regulator complex; PcG protein complex. Lineage: Eukaryota; Fungi; Basidiomycota; Agaricomycetes; Polyporales; Polyporaceae. Bases 1 to 1551 code for a protein of 516 amino acids. The record is from RefSeq and is a predicted model, not a curated record. Gene Ontology annotation, biological process: regulation of transcription by RNA polymerase II. The transcript has 5 exons. Gene Ontology annotation, molecular function: DNA-binding transcription factor activity, RNA polymerase II-specific; RNA polymerase II cis-regulatory region sequence-specific DNA binding.